CCGGCUCUGCGCGUCACUGGAAGUGAGACAGCGGAAAUAGUAAAACCCGCUGAAAGCGAGCGGCGGGGCCCUGGCUCUUGUGUGAUGGGAUGGCGGACGAGGAGGAAGACCCCACAUUUGAGGAGGAAAAUGAAGAAAUUGGAGGAGGUGCAGAAAGUGGACAGGGUAAAAGAAAGAGACUUUUUUCUAAAGAAUUGCGAUGUAUGAUGUAUGGGUUUGGGGAUGACCAGAAUCCUUAUACUGAGUCGGUGGAUAUUCUUGAAGACCUUGUCAUAGAGUUCAUCACUGAAAUGACUCACAAGGCGAUGUCAAUUGGAAGACAAGGUCGGGUACAAGUUGAAGAUAUUGUCUUCUUGAUUCGAAAGGACCCCAGGAAGUUUGCUAGGGUGAAAGACUUGCUUACUAUGAAUGAAGAAUUGAAACGAGCUAGAAAAGCAUUUGAUGAAGCAAAUUAUGGAUCUUGACACCUUUUGUACAUUCUCAGGUUUUGUUACCUUCUAGAGAAAACAUAUUAAAAUGUGUAUUUUCCACAAUAAGGCCCUGAUAUUGAGCCAUGUAAAUGAAAAAUGGAGAAACACAGUUUUCAGCCUUUAUUUUCGUGUCUUUGAUUUUAGAGUGAUAUUUGAGCCUUUAAUUACCUGCUAUUAUAUUACCAUACUUGAAUUACUUACUGGGUUUUAAUGACCACGUGUAAGUUGAAGUACCUUGCAAACCAUGCCAUUCCUUCUUUUCACUGUCUAAAUGAUGAAGUAUUAUUUAUCUACUAGAUGCAUUUGGGUCAUUGUAGGCUUUAUUGUAGGUGUUUAAUAUGUGAAAUCUAAAUGGCACCUUUGACUUACGAUAGCUAAGACUUGUGUUUCAUGAAUUCUAAAACUUAGACUACAGUAGUUCAUGAGGUUAUUAAAAGGUGGUCAGCUGGUUUGUGUUUUUUUAAGGAGGAGAUGAUAUACAAAAAUAUAAAAAUACAAAAUCUUUUGUCAAGUUUUAGGAGAACUCAUUUUCUCAGGUCAGAUAAAAGCUUCUAAAAAUAAAUUCUUUGAGUAGUAGGAAUGGUAUUGCUUAAAAAAGCUGAUGGCAGGAUAAGCAUUUGGGGUAGUUUAUUAACAUAUUUGUUAGUACUUGUUCAUUGUGGAAAUGUGUGCUUGACUAAAACCAUGUGUGGCUAUAGAAACCACUUUUGUAGUUAAGAAUAUACAGGUUUGUAUGUAACUUAUUAAGUUAUUAUUUCACUUACCUUAAGGAUUAAAAUUGCAUUGAAAGGGAUCACUGAAUAUAACAUUAGUUCUUGUGAAACUGAAUGUUUUGUGUGCCACUUAUAAACUUAUCUAUAUAUCGGUACUUAGGAAAAUUUUGCUUUCUUAACCUAUUGAUACAAAGAAUUUAAAAAAUGAAUACUUGAGUUUGACUAUGUGAUUUUUCAGGCUCCCCUCUCCCCGCCAUUACUAGUCACAUAAUUCUGGCUGCUUAAUCACAUUAGAAACUUUUUUCCUAUUACUCUUGUAAUGCUCCUGAAUUGAUGAGAUUCAAGAUAGCGAGCUGAUCUUUUUGUUAUUAAAAAGUAAAAUCUCCUUGAAAAGUUA
Molecule: messenger RNA, 1580 nt
Organism: Manis javanica (Malayan pangolin)
Lineage: Eukaryota; Metazoa; Chordata; Mammalia; Pholidota; Manidae
Gene: TAF13
Product: TATA-box binding protein associated factor 13
Biological process (GO): transcription by RNA polymerase II
Cellular component (GO): transcription factor TFIID complex
Molecular function (GO): protein heterodimerization activity
Source: RefSeq, a predicted model, not a curated record